AUGAUCAAAUAAAUAUAAUGUCAAUAAGAUUAAUUGACUUAAUUAAUAAUUACUAACAAUUAGAUAAGUUAAAAUAUAGAAUAAUUUUAAAAUUAGUGUUCCAUUCAAGAAUAAUUUUAAUAAUAAAUAGAAAAUUAUCAAAUUUCUUAACAGAAUAUAGAAUCCUAAAUACAGAAAUCCUUAGAUACUAGUUUAUUAUAAUAAAAAUAAUAAUGUUAAAAUUGUAAAUAAGAAUUAGAAUAAUGUGAAAUAUAAGUAGAUGAAGAAAAUAUCAUUUGUUAUAAUUGUAUUGAAAUAUCAAAAAAUUCAUCAUUAAGAAAGGAACUUAUUGCAUUUAUCAAAUUGAAAUUUGCAACAAAAACAAAAUAAGCAGAUAAUAAUAAUAAAACAAUUUAUUUUAUUUGUGAUCUACAUCCUUAACUAAAUUUACCUGAUUAUUUAGGAUAUAUUAUUGGUUAUAAUCAUCCACUUUUUAAAGAUAAAAUUUAAAUUGACCCAAAAACAUAUAGAAUAACAUAAGGUUAAGCUGAUAAAUAUUUAGAAACUGAUUUAGACUAAUUUGAAAUACAAUUAUAUGAAUUCUAUUAAAGAAAUAAUAGAAAAAUUGAAGAUAUUCCUGAAAACAUACGAAUGUUAAUGUUGUCAGUUCUUUUUAUUUUUAAAGAUUUUGCAACUGUUAAGAACUUAGCAUUUUUAUAAACAUUUAAUCAUCUCUAUAUGGAAAUUGAAAAAUUUUUAUUUCCAAAAACAAAAGGCACUAAUAUUUUGAAAACUCAAAUUUAUAAAGUUUUAGAUUUCUUUAAAGAUCGUUUUCAUAGAAGAGAUGGAACAGUUAGAUAAUAAUAUUUUAUAAAUGAUUUGAGGAAGAUCCUUCCCAUAAAAAAAAGAAUUUGA
Paramecium sonneborni is the source of this 894-nucleotide messenger RNA. Lineage: Eukaryota; Ciliophora; Oligohymenophorea; Peniculida; Parameciidae. The record is from the annotation of a GenBank genome assembly.